Ipomoea triloba (trilobed morning glory) is the source of this 960-nucleotide messenger RNA. RefSeq names its product probable E3 ubiquitin-protein ligase BAH1-like. The record is from RefSeq and is a predicted model, not a curated record. The coding region runs from base 1 to 960 and encodes 319 amino acids. The transcript is spliced from 6 exons. Lineage: Eukaryota; Viridiplantae; Streptophyta; Magnoliopsida; Solanales; Convolvulaceae.
AUGGGAUUUGGAGAGACUAUCAAGAGGUACCUUCACAACGUUCGUGGAGAUAACGAUGAAGGCAAAACGUUGUACCUUAUGGAUUACAAAAGGCUUAAGGGGAUUCUCAUGAAUUGCUGGGCAAACAACGUUGCUAAGACAACCAACGAACCUUGCCAUUUUUGUGAUGAAAGGUUGAUGGUGGAAUUGAGAAGGGAAAGUUGGGAGGUAGAGAGGUGUUUUAGGUACAGAGUAAAAGAAGUGGUGCGAGUCCAUGCCGCCGGGGGUGUGGAGAGAUGCAUCGCAUCAAUGCGCCGCUAUUUCUUCAACGACCGCCGAGAGAUAGCCAAAGAGUGUCGCCGUUUGAUGCAAUAUGCCGCGGACAACGCGGCUCUUAUGCACAAAAUCAUUCACAAGUAUAAUCAAGUUCACAAUUGUAAGGGUGGGAGCAGAAACUGUGAAUCUACGUUUGGUGCUAAAAGCUUGAAUAUUCUGCAAUCGCCAUGGUUGAAAGAAUUGGGAGCUCUUUAUAUCAAUUUGAACGAAGACUCCAAUGGUGGAAAGUUCAAAGAUCUCUUCACUCCUUUCUCUUGUGAUCUCAAUCCUGCCGACCUUCUCAUUACUUUGAAUCUUUCAAAAUCCUUGAAACUCGAAUAUAGCAUAACAUGCCCUAUUUGUCUGGAUAUUGUUUUCCACCCGCAUGCACUGGGAUGUGGUCAUUUUUUCUGCAAAGAGUGUGCUUGUGCUGCGGCUUCUGUGACGAUUGCCCAAGGUUUCAAGGCCGCAACUCAGUAUUCAAAAUGCCCAACUUGCAGACAGGAAGGGGUUUAUGCCGAUGCAGAGCCUAUGAGGGAAUUAGGUUUGCUUGUGAAGAAGAGGAACAAGAAGUAUUGGAGGGAAAGGCGUGCAGCUGAAUAUGAAGCACGGCUAAAGCAAUCUGCGGAGGCUAAUACUGAUGCAUUAUUCGUGUUAGCGCUCUGA